Molecule: messenger RNA, 750 nt
Organism: Brassica oleracea var. oleracea
Lineage: Eukaryota; Viridiplantae; Streptophyta; Magnoliopsida; Brassicales; Brassicaceae
Product: probably inactive leucine-rich repeat receptor-like protein kinase At5g48380
Exons: 1
Coding region: 1-750 (249 amino acids)
Molecular function (GO): receptor serine/threonine kinase binding
Source: RefSeq, a predicted model, not a curated record
AUGUCCUUAAUACCCCUACUCUCAACUUGUCUAUGGUUCUUGCUGGUGUCUAGUUUCACAUGCGCAAACGAGGCCGACGUAAAAUGCCUGAGGACCAUACACUCCCAAGUUAAGGAUCCAAAUGGAUACUUAACGAGCUGGGUAUUUGGCAACAAGACUGCAGGUUAUAUCUGUAAGUUCAGUGGUGUGACUUGCUGGCAUGAUGAUGAGAAUAGGGUUUUGAGCAUUAAACUUGGUGGUUAUGGUCUCGAAGGAGAGUUUCCUCAAGGGAUUAAAAAUUGUACUGAUUUGACAGCUCUAGAUCUUUCUAGGAACAACUUCUCCGGAGUUUUACCAUCUGAUAUAGCCUCCUUGGUUCCAACUGUUACAUUUCUAGACCUCUCUUACAAUCAAUUCUCUGGUGAAAUCCCAGCCAGUUUACCAAAUACUACCUUUCUGAACACUCUUAUGCUUCAGCAUAACCAGUUCACUGGUCAACUUCCUCCCGAACUAGCGUCACUUCGGCGGCUCGCCGCGUUCUCUGUGGCAGACAAUCAACUGACCGGUCCCAUACCUAAAUUUAAUGAAGAACACUUGAAAAUUGGAGUGGACGAUUUUGCUAAUAACGAGGGUUUGUGUGGUCAGCCUAUGGAUGCUUGUGUUGAACCGGACGAAGAUAUGAUCCGGUUUGGGAAGAUGGGUGCAGCAGUUGGUGCGGUUUUAUUUGCACCAUUAGUUGCGUACUUAAGACUCGUUUGUCAUCGAUGGUAG